Messenger RNA from Centropristis striata (black sea bass), 760 nucleotides. It is a transcript of the gene rabif, whose product is annotated as RAB interacting factor. The transcript has 3 exons. Gene Ontology annotation, cellular component: cytosol; membrane. Gene Ontology annotation, biological process: small GTPase-mediated signal transduction; post-Golgi vesicle-mediated transport. The record is from RefSeq and is a predicted model, not a curated record. Gene Ontology annotation, molecular function: zinc ion binding; guanyl-nucleotide exchange factor activity. Lineage: Eukaryota; Metazoa; Chordata; Actinopteri; Perciformes; Serranidae. The coding region runs from base 142 to 537 and encodes 131 amino acids.
UUUCUGAACGGAAGCAUUUAGUGGCUGGUAAACGUCAAUACAUACAUCAGCUAGAAUGCUAGUUUAGGUUUAGCUAACCUGUCUGUCUCACGAUUGCAUUGUCAUAUUCAGCCGUCUUUACUUUAACAUUUAGGGGUCGAGAUGGAGAACGAUCAACAGUCCAAAGAAAGCACGGAUCGGUCCGAACUGGUUUCUGAGGACGGCAAGAAUAGCAAGACUGUCGUCUGUCAGCGCUGCGGAUCCAAGGUGCUCUGCCCGGGGAUGGCCGUGUUUGCAGAGAAGGAGCUGUUCCUACCAUCCAUGCGGAAAAAGAGCGGCCUCAGCAGCUCCACAGAGGGCUCGGUGGAUGGGGACACUCUGACUGGCCACUGGUUUGUGGACGACAUGUACACUUUUGAGAAUGUGGGCUUCACUAAGGACGUGGGGAGGAUCAAGUAUCUCAUCUGUGCAGAUUGUGAGAUCGGACCAAUCGGCUGGCACUCUUUGGAUGACAAGAAAAGUUUCUAUGUUGCUUUGGAAAGGGUGAAUCAUGCAUAGUGUAAAUGCAUAUGUGAGUCCAUGUGAACUGAACAAAAUAAGUUGGCAGGCUAUGCAUCUUUUCAUGGAUUUACUCCCAAAGUUGACCCCAACAUAAUCCACACACUAACAUACAGUAAACUGUUAUGUGUACAUUGUUUAUGAUAACAAGACUGUGUCAUUCCCCUCCUUCACACUGACACCAGUAUGAUCAUCCUGUUCUAAUAAAGAUGUUUUUUGGAAG